AUGCCAGCACCGGCCAUGAUGGCCUCGGCUCCCGCAGUGACCGUUGAUGCCGCUCCGAAGGAGGCUGCACCCAUCGAGACGGUGGCGGAGGCUCCUCAGGUCGAAGAGGCAGAUCUCGGGCAAGCUGCCCAGAUGGUGGAGAUGCUCCGAAACAGCGGGAACAGCAAGCUUGCCAACUCCCGCUUUGUAAGCUUCAUCGACAAGGUGAGUAAGGGAGAUCUUCAGUUCAAAGAGAACACAGUCAUCGAUAGAGAAGGAAACCAGGUAGACUGGGAAUCUCUCUAUGACACGGAUGUUGCCACUGCGACAGACUCCGACCGGGCUCACUUGGCAAACAUGUGGAAGGCCUCAGGUGAUCCAGCAGGCAUGGAGGCCGUCUUGCGUGGCGGCAGUCUCGGCCAGCUUGGAAUGGAGGACUUCGAGGGCGAUCUUGGAAACCUCGGCAUGGCGAAUCAUCGGGAAGUUCUCCAGGAGGUGCUUGGCAGCAGAGAGGAGGCAGAUGCCGUUCUUGAGCAGAUGAUGCAAGGCUUCGAUGGCUUUGAUCCGAUGACCAUGGAUCUGGGGGCCAUGAACAGGGCCAAGGAGUACAAGUUUGCGGAAGAGAACCCUUUCCGCGAAAUCACCGAUCCACUUGCAGAAGCCAUCAGGCUCAUCAGAGAAGGGCGGGAUCGGGAAGCACUUCUCUGCCUGGAGUCCGAGGUCCAGCGAAACCCGGAAAGCUCAGAAGGCUGGAGAAUGCUGGGCCAGCUCUAUGCAGAAAUGGACCAAGAUGUUGAGGCAAUUCAGUGCCUCAGGAGGGGUCACGAGGUGGAUCCCUACAACUUAGACAGCCUCCUCGCCCUGGGCGUCAGCUGUACAAAUGAGUUGGAUCAGCUCCCUGCGCUGCGCUACUUGCGGACGUGGCUCGAAAACCAUGAGGAGCAUCAGGCCCUUGUAGAGGGCGUUGAAGUUCCUCCGGACUUCGAGUACGAUGCGUGGCGCCGCCAAGUCACGGAACUGUUUCAACGGGCUGCUCAGGCGAACCCCCAUGAUGCUGACGUUUUUGUGGCUUUGGGCGUCCUGGAAAAUAUCAACAGAGACUUCCCAGCAGCCGUUCAGGCUCUUGCAGGUGCUUGCCGCUUACGGCCCAAUGACCCAACUGUGUGGAACAAACUUGGCGCAACAUUGGCAAACUCGGGCAAAAGUGAGCAAGCCGUGGUUGCCUACCAUCAGGGCUUGGAGCUGAAGCCAAACUAUGCUCGCAGUUGGUCGAACAUGGCCAUCGCCCAUGCCAAUUUAGGAAAGCACAAGGACGCCGCGCGUUUGUACCUGUCGUCCCUUGUCCUGAACCCUGAAGCGACGCACAUUUGGAACUUCCUCCAAAGUGCCGUGCUGAACAUGAACAUGGACAGCCAGUACGCUAUGGAGGCCAUUGAGCAGAGAGAUUUGAAAGCUGCAACUCAGAUAAUUGAUGGCGUCUUGGAUCCGGCGAAGCUGCCAAAGCCGCUUGACCAGCCCACGCGGCCACCUGACGAGACUUUGUCCUCCAUCGGGCUUUGA
Messenger RNA from Symbiodinium pilosum, 1539 nucleotides. NCBI's taxonomy places the organism in Eukaryota, Dinophyceae, Suessiales, Symbiodiniaceae. The record is from the annotation of a GenBank genome assembly.